Molecule: messenger RNA, 600 nt
Organism: Cephus cinctus (wheat stem sawfly)
Lineage: Eukaryota; Metazoa; Arthropoda; Insecta; Hymenoptera; Cephidae
Product: protein Wnt-10a-like
Exons: 3
Coding region: 1-600 (199 amino acids)
Biological process (GO): canonical Wnt signaling pathway; neuron differentiation; multicellular organism development
Cellular component (GO): extracellular region
Molecular function (GO): cytokine activity; frizzled binding
Source: RefSeq, a predicted model, not a curated record
AUGGAGUUCUCGAAACAGUUCCUAGACUCGAGAGAAAAGGCUGGAGAUAUACAGUCGACUGUCAAUCUGCAUAACAAUCAUGCAGGUCGAUUGGCUGUCGCGACAAACAUGCAGGUGCGCUGCAAAUGUCACGGAAUGUCAGGAUCCUGCGAAUUGAAGACCUGCUGGAAAGUAGCGCCUGACUUUCGAAUAGUCGGAAAGACGCUCAAGGAUCGUUUCCGGGGUGCGAUUUUGGUGGCUCAGAGCAACCUGGGGAACGUGACGCCGUUGACGAGAGUACGUGGUUCGCGUCGGCGUCGACCUGAUCGGCAGAAAAAGAGAAAACAUCGCGGUGGUGGUGGUGGUGGUAACAGUGGUAGUGGAGUAAUUUCCGGAACUGAAAGACGAGGUCGCAAACGGAAACCAUGUGAUCUAGCAAAACAGCUGUUCUACUACCAAAAAUCUCCAAAUUUCUGCGAACGCGAUCUAACUAUCGACAUUCCUGGUACCGCUGGUCGCAGGUGCAACAGGACAAGUUCUGGCGGAGACGGAUUGUCAAAAUUGCACUGUCGAGGAGUGGAUUACGGUUUGCAAGUGAAACAGACUUUAACUCGUAUCUGA